Macadamia integrifolia is the source of this 1299-nucleotide messenger RNA. RefSeq lists its product as uncharacterized. NCBI's taxonomy places the organism in Eukaryota, Viridiplantae, Streptophyta, Magnoliopsida, Proteales, Proteaceae. The record is from RefSeq and is a predicted model, not a curated record. Bases 62 to 1093 code for a protein of 343 amino acids. The transcript is spliced from 2 exons.
UCUAUCCUUUGGGUAGAGAGAAGAAGUCCAAAGAAGUUCAAGAGAAUAAGGUAUUAUCACUAUGAAGGUUUUCAGGUCCCACUGGGUUGUGAUAUCUUUGCUAUUCUUUCUAUCAAAGGUGACAGAAAUCCAAGCAGAUAACGUUAAACCACAAACCGUCACCUGUACCAACCGGAAGAGCAAAUGCUUUCUCAAGAAGGUGAGCUGCCCAGCUCAGUGCCCCAGGGUUAAACCAACUGACUCUAAAGCUAAAGCUUGCUUCCUCGACUGUAACUCCCGCAAGUGCGAGGCUGUUUGCAGACAUCGCAAGCCUAACUGCAAUGGCCUUGGUGCUGCAUGUUUUGAUCCUCGGUUCAUCGGUGGAGAUGGUAUAGUUUUCUAUUUUCAUGGCAAAAGCAAUGAGCAAUUUGCCUUGAUCUCAGAUCCCAACCUCCAAAUUAAUGCUCGCUUCAUUGGCCACCGACCAGCUGGUCGAACCAGAGAUUACACAUGGAUUCAAGCCUUAGGAGUCAUGUUCGACUCUCACACUUUCACUCUCGAAGCCACAAGGGCAACAAAAUGGGAUGAAGGUGUUGAUCACCUUCAAUUCACUUAUGAUGGAAAGCCACUCAUAGUACCUGAAGGACACCUCUCUGAAUGGAAGUCUAUACAGGAAGAUCUUAAAGUAGAGAGAACAUCAAGCAAGAACAGUGUCACAGUUACCCUCCAAGAUGUUGCAGAGAUUUCAGUUAAUGUGGUCCCUAUCACUGAACAGGAUAACAAAAUCCACAAUUACCAGAUACCUUCGGAUGAUUGUUUUGCCCACUUGGAAGUACAGUUUAGAUUCUUUGGCCUCUCCCCAGAAGUUGAAGGUGUUCUUGGAAGGACCUAUAGGCUGGAUUUCGAAAAUCCAGCGAAACCAGGGGUGGCUAUGCCUGUUGUUGGAGGUGAAGACAAGUAUAGGACUUCAGCUCUACUUUCAUCAGACUGUUCCCAUUGUGUGUUCCCUCCAGCUGGUGUUGAGGCCAGACAGAACACAUUAGUGAUGGAUUAUGGCACAUUGGAUUGCAACCGCGGCACCAGUGGCAGAAAUGGUAUAGUUUGCAGGAAAUGAACAACAAAUUUUCGCAUGGUUAAUGAAUAAACACAGUAUAACUGUCGUAGCAAGAGGAUAUGGUUUGAGAUAGGUCGUCCGAGAUUUCAAAUCUCCGUAGUGUUUUUUGUUUCUGCCUAGUUUCCUUUGUUGGCUUCAUUGUCCUAAUGGCAAUGCCGAAGGUGGGAGUAGGUAGUCAAGGUGUUCGAGUUUCUAGUAUGAAUAGU